This is a messenger RNA of Brassica napus (rape), 1123 nucleotides long. RefSeq lists its product as uncharacterized. Bases 236 to 952 code for a protein of 238 amino acids. NCBI's taxonomy places the organism in Eukaryota, Viridiplantae, Streptophyta, Magnoliopsida, Brassicales, Brassicaceae. The transcript has 8 exons. The record is from RefSeq and is a predicted model, not a curated record.
AUUUGGAAGGAAUCAGACCGAAUCGACCUGAAAAUUAGUAAAACCCGAAUGGAAUAAGCAUAUUCCCAAAAUUUUGAAAAUCCAAAUGAAGAAUAUAGUGAGACUUUUAUGCAAGUUCAAAAGUGAAGGUUUAAUGGGCCUGGAUCCGUAAAAUUAGCAUAUAAAUGGGAAGUUGUUUGAAUGAUUUAGGGUUUAUAAACCCAUUCGCUGUUGAUCGUCACCUUCAUAGAGAAACAUGGGCACCAAGAGAGUUAUGAGAUCUAGAAAGAAGAUUACUCCUCCUGUCUCCCACAAACCUUUCAUUGCGGAAACUUUCGUGACUCCUUGUGGAAUUAAGACAAAGGUAUGGAGGCUUCCCGAAUCUGCCUUGAACGGACCGGUCAUGGACUCUGCCUUGGACGAAGAUAGUGAUGAGUCUGAUGGGUACCUACAUAGGGAACUCGGUUGUGGUUGUAAUCCGCAUGAGCCUGUUCUCUCUAACUCUAGCGUACCUCAUAUCAAGAACAGAAUUAAGGUUUCCCUGGGUUACACCCGACGUUGCAAGCUCAACGUCCUUAGGAGGAGGAGGAGGAGGCAGAGAUUGGCGCACAAGCUUAUCAAGAACCGUGCUCCUUCUGUCCCUAGUUCUAACUUCAUCCAGGAAACUUUCGUGACUCCUUGUGGAGUUAAGAUGAAGGUAUGGAGGCUUCCCGAAUCUGCCUUGAACGGACCGGUCAUGGACUCUGCCUUGAACGAAGAGGACGAGGAUGAAUCUCCUGAUGAGUCUGAUGGAAUCCUCAUGGAGAGACUCGGCAUUGGGACUCAGCGCUCCAACCCUGCAAUCGGUGAUGACGCUGGAGCUGUUCCUUCUAUGGAGCAGAAGGAACUUCUGUUUCGUUCGAUAGCAACUCUCCUGUCGAAGAAUGGUCUUUCUGAAUCUGCCGAUGUGCCCCAUUCGAUUGGUUCAAAAUAAUUGGGUCAAGCCCGGCUCUGUCGGUAAUACAUAUUAAUUAAUUUUAGGUUAAGAUUUUUUUUUUUUUUUUGAGAGAAAACAAAACUUUCAUAAUGCAUUUUGGAGAAUGUCGGGUGUUACAAGCAACUUAAUAUAUAUCGUAUAUAUAUAUAUAUAUAGUAUUUUAUCGUU